Messenger RNA from Carassius gibelio (silver crucian carp), 5306 nucleotides. RefSeq names its product caspase recruitment domain-containing protein 11. The transcript has 24 exons. Gene Ontology annotation, molecular function: protein binding. Gene Ontology annotation, biological process: regulation of apoptotic process. Bases 153 to 3566 code for a protein of 1137 amino acids. The record is from RefSeq and is a predicted model, not a curated record. NCBI's taxonomy places the organism in Eukaryota, Metazoa, Chordata, Actinopteri, Cypriniformes, Cyprinidae.
CACCAGCGCUUUGAGUGACAUCUGUUUUGAGGCUGCAGGUGAAAUUAUCCGGUUCGUCUUGAGAGUUGUUGCGACUGGCGUCUUCAAGUAACUAGAAUGGAACGGUCGAAUUAGACUCCAGGAAGUGAUCUUCAACAGCGGCCUCUACAGGAAUGGAGAACGGAGGCUCAAUGAAGUUGCUAGACUACGGGGAGGCAUCAUGGGAGAAUGCCGAGAAGAACCGGUACAUCUUGUGCCGUUUCAUCAACCCCAACAAGCUGACCUCAUAUCUGCGCCAAUGCAAGGUCAUCGACGAACAAGACGAAGACGAGGUGCUCAACUCUCGCCUGCUGGAGUCCAAAGUCAGCCGUGCAGGUCGGUUGUUGGAUAUACUGCACACGAAGGGAGAGCGAGGCUAUGUGGUUUUUCUAGAGAGUCUAGAGUUGUACUACCCAGACCUCUACAAACUCGUUACUGGGAAGGAGCCUACACGCAGAUGUUCCACUAUAGUCGUGGAGGAGGGCCAGGAAGGCCUAAUCCAGUUUUUAAUGAAUGAAGUCAUAAAGCUUCAGCAGCAGUCCAGGGCUAAAGAAGUGCAGCGGGUGGACAUCAUGACCAAAUGCCGCACGCUAGAAGAUGAGCACAAGAAGCUACGACUGGCCAACCAGGAGCUGCACACCUUCCAGGAACGCUACAAUAAGAUGAAAGAAGAGCGUAAUAACUAUAGCGAUGAACUUAUUAAGGUGAAGGAUGACAACUAUCAGCUGGCUAUGCGUUUUGCCCAGCUCAGCGAGGAGAAGAAUAUGGCUGUGAUGAGGAGCCGAGACCUUCAGCUAGAGAUUGACCAACUAAAGCACAAGUUGAACAAGGUGGAGGAGGAGUGCAAAAUGGAGAGGAGGCAGUCUCUGAAAUUGAAGAAUGACAUUGAGAACCGACCUCGGAAAGAGCAGAUAUUUGAGCUGGAGAGAGAGAAUGAGGUCUUGAAGAUCAAACUCCAGGAGUUGCAGUCCAUCAUACAGCCCGGGCCUCUACCUGAUUCAGACAAGGCCAUCUUGGAUAUCCUGGAGCAUGACCGACAGGAGGCUCUAGAGGAUCGUCAGGAGCUAGUCAACAGACUCUAUAACCUGCAUGAAGAGGUCCGACAGGCUGAGGAGCUCCGGGACAAGUAUCUGGAAGAGAAGGAGGACCUUGAAUUGAAGUGCUCCACUCUGGUGAAGGACUGCGAAAUGUACAAGAACCGCAUGAAUACGGUCAUGGUGCAGCUGGAAGAGCUGGAACGUGAGCGGGACCAGGCUUUCAAGUCAAGAGAUGAUGCACAACACCUCGUGUCUCAAUGUCUGAUUGACAAAGACAAGUACCGCAAGCAAAUCCGGGAGCUGGAAGAGAAGAGCGAUGAGCUUCAAAUAGAAAUCGUACGCAAAGAAGCCAAGAUAGUCAACCUAGAGUGCAAACUGAGACGGAUGGCCAAAGAAAAUGGUUUGGAUCAGAGUCUGCCACGGGACAUUACUCCACUAAUUAUAGCUCAGCACUUCGGGCAACCUGAAGGAAAUACAGGAGGACCUUCAGAGGACUCUGGAGAAGACACUGUUGAUGAUCAAGAGCCUAAGCUUCAACGCAGAUGUAACCUUAAGGGCAGAAUCAAUCGACCAAAAUCUCCAGCUGCUGGACCCAAAAGUCCUCUAUUCCAAGCCAUGCCUUUCAGCAAUGGAGAUCUGUUAGAACCUGCUGCCACUGACAACACAGGUCUACACAGUGCUAGUGCAGUGAUUUCUCCCGCAGACAUCUGCUGUAAAAAUCUGCGGUGCCGUAAUGACAGUAUCAUGUCCACCGUGCCGGAGCCUCCAGACCAGAACUCCAUUGUCAGGAGAAUCAAGGAGAACUCAAACUCUCAAUACAAAUUUAUUCUCCCUUCAGAAUCUGUAGAUACUGACAGUGGAGACAAUGCUGAUAUGGAUGACCAUGACUUAGACAUGUCCUCCUACGGGCCUUCAUCCAUCCAUUCAUCUUCAUCUUCCCACCAGUCUGAGUCAAUGGACUCGUAUGAUCUGGAGCAAGUCAACAACAUUUUCAGGAAAUUCUCUUUGGAGAGACCGUUUCGUCCUUCACUGACCUCAGGCCCUCCGCAAAACCCAAUGCGGCCAGUUCAGAGCCUUUUACUCUCUGGAGAAAACCUUCUGUCGGACGUCACUCUGAUUGGUGGAAAUGAUAGUGGCAUCUUUGUGUCCUCUGUCCAGUCUGGUUCUGAUACAGAACGGGCCGGAGUUAAAGUUGGACAUCAUCUUCUACUGUUGGAAGGCAGUGUUCGUGGAGAAGCUCAGAGUGUGGCUUUGGACACCUGCACCAAAGAGGAAGCUCACUGGACCCUGCAGAGAUGCACCGGACAAGUGCAUCUCCAUUACAAGUCCAACUAUGAUGGCUACAGGCGGCUGCUGAAGGACAUUGAAGAUGGCACAGUGGUAUCCGGAGACUCUUUCUACAUCCGUCUCAAUCUGAACAUCUCCAGCCAGUUGGACAGCUGCUCACUGAACGUACGAUGUGACGAGGUUCUCCAUGUUAUGGACACCAUGCACCAGGGCAAAUGCGAGUGGCUGUGUGCCCGAGUGGACCCUUUCACCAACAAGGACACGGAGAGAGGCACCAUACCGAGCUACUCCAGAGCCCAGCAGCUCCUCUUGGUGAAGAUUCAGAAGCUGAUGUGUCGAGGAGGUCGAGAGGAAGUCGACACACUGCAGAGACUCCGGAACACUUUACAACCUGAGGAGCCCACACCAUCUCAAGACCCCAAGUCUAGUCCACGUCUGUCCAGAGCCAGUGUCUUCAUCUUUCAGUUAUUACAGUUUGUCAGCAGGGUGGAUAACAAGUACAAGAGGAUGAACAGCAAUGAGCGUGUCCGCAUUGUCAAUGGAGGAAACCCAUCAACAGUUUCCAGACCAGGUUUUGAAACACUAAGGCCUGAGGAGGCGUCUGACCCAGAGAGCGACUUAAACAAGAGCUUGAAUCUGAUCCCAUACAGUCUAGUGACCCCACAGCAAUGUCAGCGCAAAAGACCCGUCCUCUUCACCCCCAACAUCCUCGCCAAGACCAUCGUCCAGAAGUUCCUUAAUCUUGGAGGUGCUAUGGAGUUUAAUAUAUGCAAACCAGACAUUGUGACAAAAGACGAAUUCCUCAUGAAACAGAAGAUAGAGCCCAUCAUUUAUUCCAAAGAAAAGCAGGCCUGCACAUAUGAAUGCAUCACCCCAGAAAACAUCGAAGCGGUUGCCUUCAAGAAUAAGCACUGUCUUUUGGAAGCUGAUCUGAGCUGUGUGAAAGACUUGUUGAGGAGAGAGAUCUAUCCCAUCGUGAUCUUCAUCAAAAUCUGUGAAAGGAACAUCAAAAAACUGAGAAGACUCCCUCUGAAGGUGGACUCUGAGGAGGAGUUCUUGAAGAUGUGUCGCUCCAAGGAGAAGGAGCUGGAGACGCUGCCGUGCUUGUACACUGGUGUGGAGCCUGACUGUUGGGGAGGGGUGGAGGAUCUCGUCAAGGUCAUCAAGGACAAGAUUUUUGAGGAGCAGAAAAAGACCGUCUGGGUGGAGCAGGACCUGCUGUGACCCGAUCACGGGAGCAACGUCUUAUGGUGCACCAAAACUCUGUUUCCAGCUAGGGUGGAAUGUAUGCAUGCAGCACAAGCGUGUGAACAGGAAGUGACUCCGUCUAAGGCGUCAAAGGUGAGGUGUGUUUCUCUCUGCUGUCAAAAAAAAUGAAAUGCAAACACGUGAAAGGGGGAAUGUUACCAUAUGAAGCUCCUGAGGUUCACUUGGUAAGCAGUGGAAAUGUUCUCAUGCCCGAGCUUCCUAUCUAUUGUCAAUAAAAUAUUAUCCUUCCCAGCAUCCACCUGUAAUAUUUAAUAUAGCGCUGACCACUGAAUUUUGCUUCAGUUGUGUUCUGGUUGAUUUGUGCAUAACUGUAAAUGGAAUCUGAUUCCAACAUUAAUGCAGUAUACAGUAUGUAUGUUUAUCUUUUAUAAGCAAAUUACAUGAAUUAAUAUUUGUGACGUCUAUAUUUAUUUUAAUAUAAGCCCACAUUUGUAAUAUGUUUGUAAAGGUUCGUCUUUGUGCAGAUGACACACACGUGCUUAAUUCUGUGUCCAUUUCAGCUGCUACCUAAAUACUUGCCAAGGUUUUACUGCAUCUCUAGUAUUCAUACUGUAUUUCAAAGGCAUUAUCUGUAUUUACAUGUCAAGCUACUGACUGUAAUUUGCAACCGUUUUAUUUUUAUGUUGGCAUUAUUUUGGAGUUUGUUUAAGCUGUCAUUGAUUGAUGUCCUGAAGUGGGAUCUUCUCUUCUCUAUCUGUCUCUAGAUGUUAUCACAGUGAAAGCUGUUUCUGGGGUUUACUUCAUGUAAUGUUCCAUUCUUUAAAGAUGACUUACUGCUUGCCAUUUAGAAAUAUCAUGAUUUAUGGGUAUCUUACAAAUAAUACAAACAUUAAUAUAUAUAUAUAUAUAUAUAUAUAUAUAUAUAUAUAUAUAUAUAUUUUUAAGGUUAAAUGUAUGGGAAUGUAUAAGGGAAAAUUUUUAGGCUUUAAAAAAUAUAUAUAUAUUCAUGCGCUCUGUAUUGUCACAAAUUGAAUGUGUGUGCAUAUAAUGAAAAGGGGUUUUUAAGCAUAAUUUUCUGUCUAGCUUCUGUUCUCUUGAACUUUUUCUUGUUUUAUUAUUACAUAAAUAUAUAUUUGACGCUGAAUGACGAUGGAACAUUAUUUCACAAAAUUUAAAAUGUGAAAAAGUAGAUACUUUUCUUGCAUUUAAUAUGCUUUCCGUGUACAUGACUUCGCUUUUGUCAAUUUAAUUUGGUGCUGACACCAAAAUGGGAUAUCUUGUCUUCGACCCAUACAGUAAAAAUAUACAAACUCAAUGUGUAAUAAUUAUAAAAGAAUUAUGAAAAAACUAUUAACGAUUGAUGUCAGCUACCCCUGUGAUUCUAAACGUACAGCAUAUAGAUGUGUGUAUAAUUAUUGUUUAUGAGUGAUGCGAUUUUUAGGGGAAGUUUAAUGUACCAACCGUAGCACCUUAUAAAAUGAAACAAAAGUCUAUCGUCUAGAAGACAGGAGUUAAUGUUUGUAUAGCAUGUAAAGGCAUCUUAUCCAGGGGGCUGUACAUCAUGUUGAGGGAUCACAUUUGGGGAAAAAAACUAAUUUGUCACUAUCAUUUUGUCUCUUUUGUGUAAUCUCCAACGCCCAAGCUUUGAUUUAAUCUAUUUUAUGUAAAUAUUAUUUUAUAAACAGACACCAGAAUGUACUUUGCAGCUGGCACAACAAUGCAUGCUGUGUUUUAUGCAAUAAACGGUUUUGAGAA